Messenger RNA from Drosophila persimilis, 891 nucleotides. RefSeq names its product CRAL-TRIO domain-containing protein C3H8.02. The transcript is spliced from 2 exons. The record is from RefSeq and is a predicted model, not a curated record. Lineage: Eukaryota; Metazoa; Arthropoda; Insecta; Diptera; Drosophilidae. Bases 147 to 818 code for a protein of 223 amino acids.
UUGUGAGCUCCUGUAAACAAUUCGUUGGAAAAAAGUGACAAAACCGCCAGUUGUUCUGUGUCAGCACAUUCCAUACCAAGAGAGAGGCUCUUGAAUACCAAAGAUAUACAGUUUUUAUCCGCAAAAGCAGCGUCAAGUGUUUCAAUAUGUCGUCCGAGGAGCUGGCGCCAAUAAACGAGCAGGACCUGAAGGACCUUAAGGAGCGAAUGAAACUGAUUGUCGAAGCGGAUCCCAAGCAAUACCACAAUGAUUUCUCCCUUCGGCGUUAUUUGCGCGCAUUCAAAACCACAGAUGACGCAUUCCAGGCCAUACUGAAGACGAACAAGUGGCGUGAGACAUAUGGCGUGGAGAAACUGGGCGAAAUGGACCGCAGCCAGCUGGAGAACAAGGCCCGUCUGCUGCGCCACCGCGACUGCAUCGGCCGUCCAGUCAUCUACAUUCCGGCCAAGAACCAUGGGUCCUCCACCCGUGACAUCGAUGAGCUGACCCGUUUCAUUGUGUACAACCUGGAGGAGGCGUGCAAGAAGUGCUUCGAGGAGGUCACCGACCGCCUGUGCAUCGUCUUCGAUCUGGCCGAGUUCAGCACAUCGUGCAUGGACUACCAGCUGGUGCAGAACCUCAUCUGGCUGCUGGGCAAGCACUUCCCGGAGCGCCUUGGCGUCUGUUUGAUCCUUAAUUCGCCGGGACUCUUCUCCACCGUUUGGCCGGCCAUUCGUGUGCUGCUCGACGACAACACCGCCAAGAAGGUGAAGUUUGUCAGCGAUGAUGUGGAUCUAUGCCAAUAUCUGAUACCCGACAUUCUCCCAACGGACAUGUAAGCCGGAUGGUCCCAUCCCAUCCGUUUGAUUCAAAUUUUAGUUGUAGACAUACAUAUCUCUAAAGAGAAAGACA